This is a messenger RNA of Uncinocarpus reesii 1704, 306 nucleotides long. RefSeq lists its product as uncharacterized. Bases 1 to 306 code for a protein of 101 amino acids. Gene Ontology annotation, cellular component: mitochondrion; mitochondrial inner membrane. Lineage: Eukaryota; Fungi; Ascomycota; Eurotiomycetes; Onygenales; Onygenaceae. The transcript has 2 exons. The record is from RefSeq and is a predicted model, not a curated record. Gene Ontology annotation, biological process: mitochondrial respiratory chain complex IV assembly.
AUGCUCAACUCCGUCCUCCGCAGACUUCAAGGCGGAAACCUUGAAGUUUUCAAGUUUGGUCUAUAUGUCCUUUUUCCUAUCGGCUGGAUGUACUACUUUGGCACCAACCUUGAAGAACGCUUCUCGAUUCCCGACUUUUGGCCCAAGUCUGAACACUCGCAUAAAAUCCCGCUAGAAAAGAGCGAUAUUGAAGCCGAGCUGGCGAGAAUGAACCGGGAAAAAGAGAGGAAGAGGCUAAGACGAUUGGAGCUGGAGGCCGCAGCAGCGACUGCGGGGAACGAGGGGUCACAAGCUGAGAGACAAUGA